Molecule: messenger RNA, 6558 nt
Organism: Trematomus bernacchii (emerald rockcod)
Lineage: Eukaryota; Metazoa; Chordata; Actinopteri; Perciformes; Nototheniidae
Gene: zfyve9a
Product: zinc finger, FYVE domain containing 9a
Exons: 19
Coding region: 319-3918 (1199 amino acids)
Biological process (GO): endosomal transport
Cellular component (GO): early endosome membrane
Molecular function (GO): metal ion binding
Source: RefSeq, a predicted model, not a curated record
GCACAACUACGGCAGACUACAAGCUGUACUUUCCGACUUGCGCUGUGUGAGUUAGGCAGCAGUGGAGGGUCUACCUGAGGAGACUCAAAAAUAGCCCUCAAAGGCGAUUAGGUAUGACGGAUACUGACGGAGGGGCUCCGCGGGAGGACUGUACGUAGAGAUGAGGAUUCCUCCGGUGUGGGCGCUGGGCGCUUGCCAGACUGGGUGAAGUGAGAAGUGAGAGGGAAACCUGCUGCGAACAAACCACCGCCUGGGACUGCUGAGGAGGACCUCUGUGCAGGUUCACACGGCCGUCGGCAGCGUGGAGCUUCCUGACCCAUGGAGAAUUACUUCCAGGCCGAGGCCUUCAACCUGGACAAGGUGCUGGACGAGUUUGAGCAGAACGAAGAUGAGACCGACAAUCCCAUUCUCUCGGAUGCCAAGUGGACCCAGAUCCUGGCCCCGCCGGCCCACCUGCUCUCUCUGAACCCCGCCCUGGCCCACGCAGACCUCAGUCCCGGGGAGAGUCCGCUGCCCUUCAAAACCCUCCCCAACUCCUCCAGCACCUCCCCGGGGGGAGACUCAAAGAGACUUCCAGGUCUAGAACCUCCAUCCUGGGUAGAGGAGAGGCCGGCAGACGUCCACAGCCCUCCCCUCCCCCAGCCCAACAUCGGCAAGCUGGUGGGCACCGACGACCUCUCGCCGCCCCCUGUGACGGCCUGCCCUGCUGUGGAGAAUGGCUGCCCUGCAAGCCCAACACUGGGGGGGCUCAGCAAGAAGAUACAUUCUCCUUCAGAUAGACAUCCUGGGGAUUCUGAUCAGGAAUCGCAUCAGGAGGAAAGAGCCGACUCAGCAUCAGGAGGAGGCUCCACCGUCGGUCACACUCACUUCACCUUUGAGGUUGGAUUAGAAAAAGAAACUCUGCCACUGAGAAUAAAUCCAAAUGUGCAACCAACAACACACAAUGGGGAAGAUGUCAGACAGGAGGCUGGUACAGCUGUCUUACAAGACAAUGGUCAUGAAAAACAGACUGCACACUUUAAACAGCAGCAUGUAGAGAGUCUCCUGCAUAGGGAAAAAGACAUUCGUAGUGAUUGUAAGGUGGAGGAGAAUGGUGUAUCUCCUCCUGACAGGAACGGACUGGAUAUAAAGCAGAGGAGAUGUGGUCCAAAGGGACAGAUGGACCAACUCCUCAGAAUACCAAGCCUUCCCAAUGGUUUAGAGCAGGAGAGCAGUAACCAUUCCAAAGCAGAGGAGAUGGAGGAGGAGCAGGAGGAGGGUUUUUCUCCCUCUCCUGUCCCCUCCAAAGAGGACUCUGUCACUGAGGAGAAAGAAAUGGAGGAAAGCAAGCAGGAGAGCAGUGAGGGAGUAGCAGUGGGGUCAGGUAGCAUCCAACCAAAACUUAACAAUCGCCUGCAGCCGGUCAGUGUUCCCUUCGGAGGAGCGCGACCGAAACAGCCGGUCAACCUCAAGCUCCAAAUCCCACAGCCUCUGUCGGGCCAGGUCCAGAAUCAGCUCGCCAACAGCAGGAACAAAAACCAUGACAACCAGUGUCGGAGAGGCACGCCCUCUGAAACCACGCCCAGUGGGACUGAGCCCAGUUUAGUGGGGGUGAACGGAGAGGGUGUGGUCCACUCUCCUGCCUCGAUGCCCUCGGAGAGCCCGGACAAUGACCUCCAGGCCGGCCAGCAGGGCUCUCUGAGCAGGAAAGCCUCCAGCUCCCUGGGUGAGGUGGCCCCUGUGUGGGUCCCCGACUCCCAGGCUCCUGUCUGCAUGAAAUGUGAUGUCAAGUUCACCUUCACCAAGAGGAGGCACCACUGCAGGGCCUGCGGCAAGGUGUUCUGUGCGGCGUGCUGCAGCCUGAAGUGCAGGCUCAUGUACAUGGACAGGAAGGAGGCUCGCGUCUGUGUCACCUGUCAUUCUGCUCUGACCAGUGCUCCAUCUUGGGAGACGCCGGCCGCUGCAACCAACCACAGUCCGAACCCCAACAACCCGUCAGAGUACUGCUCCACAAUCCCCCCCCUGCAGCAGGCCCAGGCCUCGGGGGCCCUCAGCUCCCCCCCGCCUACCGUCAUGGUGCCUGUGGGAGUCCUGAAACCAGCUGGCAACGAGGGGACCCUGACACGGGAGCAAAGGAGGGUGUGGUUCGCUGACGGACUGCUACCUAACGGAGACGCAUCGGAGUCCCCAAAACCUGCAUCAUCCAGUCCGGCCCCCUCCCACUCAAUGGCCAUAUCAAUGUACUCAAACAAAUCCUGCACUGCUGAACACUCAGAGGCCUCUCACACCCCUGUGGCCCCGGUGGGCAGCCCCGUGGGCAGCUCGUUCAGCCUGAUCCCGGAGGACGGUCUCCCUCCCAUCCUCAUCUCCACCGGAGUCAAAGGAGGUACGGGAGGCCACAUCACAGACUAUGCAGUGGAGGAGAGGCCUUCAGAGAUCGUCCUCAUGCAGCAGCUGGAGGAGGGAGGCCCCGACCCCCUGGUCUUCGUGCUCAACGCUAACCUGCUCGCCAUGGUCAAGCUAGUCAACUAUGUAAACAGGAAGUGCUGGUACGUGACGACGAAGGGCAUGCACGCCGUCGGCCAGGCAGAGGUGGUCAUUCUGCUCCAGUGUCUCCCUGACGAGAAGACUAUCCCCAAAGAUAUCUUCACACACUUUGUGCAGCUCUACCAGGAGGCCCUCAGUGGCAACGUGCUGAGCCACCUGAGUCACUCGUUCUUCACGCAGAGCUUCCUGGGCAGUAAGGAGCACGGGGGCUUCCUGUACAUCAGCCCUUCCUUCCAGUCGCUGCAGGACCUGCUGCUGCCCAACCCGCCCUACCUCUUUGGCCUCCUCAUCCAGAAGUGGGAGACGCCCUGGGCCAAAGUCUUCCCCAUCCGCCUCAUGCUGCGGCUGGGCGCAGAGUACCGCUUCUACCCCUGUCCGCUGUUCAGUGUGCGCUUCAGAAAGCCGCUCUUCGGAGAGACCGGUCACACUAUCAUGAAUCUGCUCGCAGACUUCCGUAACUACCAGUACACGCUGCCGGUGGUGAAAGGUCUGGUUGUGGACAUGGAGGUGAGGAAGACGAGCAUUAAGGUCCCCAGUAACCGUUACAAUGAGCUGAUGAAGGCCAUGAAUAAGUCCAACGAGCACGUGUUGGCCAUGGGGGCGUGUUUCAACGACCGGGCCGACUCUCACCUGGUGUGUGUCCAGAACGAUGACGGGAACUACCAGACGCAGGCCAUCAGCAUCCAUCACCAGCCCCGCAAAGUUACUGGAGCCUGCUUCUUUGUGUUCAGCGGUGCUUUGAAAGCCUCGUCUGGCUUCUUAGCCAAAACCAGCAUUGUUGAAGACGGUGUAAUGAUCCAGAUCACAGCGGAGACCAUGGACUCUCUACGGCAAGCCCUGAGGGACAUGAAGGACUUCAGCAUCACCUGUGGGAAAGCAGACCAGGAGGAGAACCAGGAGCUCGUCCACAUCCAGUGGACAGAGGACGACCACAACUUCAACAAGGGUGUCAUCAGUCCGAUCGAUGGGAAGUCCAUGGAGUCCAUCACCAGUGUCAAGAUCUUCCACGGCUCCGAGUUCAAGGCCAACGGAAAAGUCAUCCGCUGGACCGAGGUGUUCUUCCUCCGGAGCGAGGACCAGCCCAGCGGUCUGAGCGACCCGGCGGAUCACAGCCGGCUGACGGAGAACGUGGCGAGGGCGUUCUGCGUGGCGCUGUGUCCCCACCUGAAGCUGCUGAAGGAGGACGGCAUGGCCAAGCUGGGCCUGAGGGUCACGCUGGACUCAGACCAGGUGGGUUACCUGGCGGGCAGUAACGGGCAGGCCCUCCCCCCUCAGUACCUGAGCGACCUGGACAGCGGUCUGAUCCCCGUCAUCCACAGCGGGGCCUGCCAGCUGAGCGAGGGCCCCGUCGUCAUGGAGCUCGUCUUCUACAUCCUGGAGAUCGUCUCGUAGGAGCCUCCGAACCCCCGUUUACUUUCUGACGUCAACCCCCCCCCCCCCUCCAGCCGUUUGACCUUCACCAGAGCCCGGAGACUGAGGCGGGUCGCAGCAUCUCGUCAGCAUCUCGUCAAAACUAUGCAUCGAGUAGCCGGGUUCCUGAUCACAUGACCCUCAGCUGACAGAAACCCUGACCCCUGCUGGUCCUCUGAGGCGCUGCGAGCAGGACACACACACCUGAGGUCAGACUGUCAAUCAGUGUGUGUCACAGCGCCGUGAUCAACUCCCUGGAAGGAUUUAUCGUAUUUACAUCAUUAUAUUUUACACUAAUUAACAGAAAAAUAGGAUUAGUCGGAACUCUACAAAAUCGAAUGACUUCAUUUAAUCAUCCGACCUUAUUUAUGAUUUACUCUAACAGUCGAUUAGAGAAGCAAUACCAUUAUUAAACGUAAUAUGCAAAUGGAAUUUUCUUUACAAUAUUAUAAAUUAUCAUAACUAAGAUGUCUAAUAAAAAGGUAUUUAAUACACACUCAUUUUAAGGGUUUUAAAAAUAAAACGCAAAGGAUAUAAGUGAGUUGAAUUUAAGAAGGUGCUCUAUUUAUUUUAUUUAUCUCCAGCAGUCGGAUCCUAUUCCACUCAGAAUUUCUCCCAAGAUCCCGCCUAGCUCCACUUCUGCUACACCUCAUUUUUAUUUGUAUUAUAUCUGGCAGCUGAGCAGUUUCAUGUGGUUGCUUAGCGUCACAUUUCAGAGGUGCAGAAACGAAGGACUUGAUGAAUAGUAACGCAAUAAACUAUUAAUAAUAAUAAUAACAUCCUUAUUAAAUGGUGGUUUUCUGUUGAUCAGUGUAAAAACUAAAGCCACUUGUAAAACAAUGAUUUCCAGGGAGGGUGGAUACUUUCGAAGCUGUAGCUCAUCGUCACGGUAACGUCACGGUAACGUCACUGUGGCAGCCGGCGCUCCUGAAGCUCUGUGUAGCACGGAGACUCGUAUCUACUGCUGAAAGAAGUCCGGACUAUUCCUUUUUGCAGCAACGUUAACAAAAAGGAACUCUUUAAAUCAUCCGAUGAGGAAUUCCAAGGUGUUCCUGUGUGGUGAUUUUGAUUGUAUUUGUUGCACCGUGGUGCUCAGUGCCUGCAGCAGAGAUCCAUCAAACAGAAAAAAGAGACAUUUAGCUUCACCUCUUUUAAGCUUUACCAUCAAACACCAGAGGCUUUACUUCACGUACCUGUUGUUAACCUUUUUGUAAGCGGCAUCUGUAGCCUCCAGAGAUGAAGACGGCGUUACUGAAGCAACAGAAAGCCCUUUUGUCCAACAGCAGAUAAAAGGAAUCGGAAAAAGCUUUAUUGACAAACUGGAUCUGAACAUGAAGCUCAUCAUCAUCAGUGCUCGUUGUGUGUCCUCCACUCAAGUUAUUUCAAGGAGAAUAACUGUUGAAGAUGUAAAGAUAUAUAAAUAAAUAUAUAUAUAUAUAAGAACUGUAUUAAUUUGCAGAAGCAGUGCACUGGAUUCUAAGCCAUUAACAGGAGAGUGAGAGCGAGCUGCCGUUGUGUCCUGAAAGACGUUUUUAUUUUCCAACGGCAGAAGAGACAAGUGUUAUUGAAGAUCCUGCAGAAACAAAGAGUUGGAUUUGGACCUGAAUCUGAAUGUAUCAUCCUUCCAAAAUCAUCCCACUAAAGACUUUUCAAAACGUUUCGUAGGAACCGUGCAGAUUUUUAGUUCCUGUGCGUCCUCACACAGAUCUGCUCUGGACUGCGCUCUCCUGCAGCUUCAUGGACCUGGAACAAUUAAAGAAUGUAUUCCUCCUGUUUCUGUUACAAAUCUGCAAUGUGUGUGUUUUUGUUUCUGGCUAGACUAAUCACCAAAAACCACCCUGUCAUGUCCAAAUGCUCUGUACAGCGUAUCUAUCAUUCUGCAUUAUGGCAAUUCCUCCAGUUUUAAAUCAAGCUCAUGGAAAAGCAGAAGGGGCUACACAAACAAAAUACUGUAAGGGUUUUUUUUAAAGCAAAAACUCGUCGUCAUAAGUGAGAAUCAGACAAUCACGUGGAAAUCUGCAGACGAGCCUUCUGAGUUAGACCCGUAGCAUUUAGUUUAUUUCUCAAUCUGAAGUAUUUUAGGAUCUCGUGUAGCAGAGUAACGCUAGGUCAUCAGUUCUGGGUUUAUUACUGUGAUCAAACCAGAGCGUCUCGAUCACUGUGUGACGUUCAUCUGGUCUUAGGAGUUAACGAAGAGGAGACAAGGAGUUAUUUUUUCUGUUGUUUUUUCGACGCGUGCAAUAUGUCCUGAAUCCAAAAGAAAAAAGGUGCAAUUUGUUUGACUGAAAAAGUAGCAUUUUGUUUUUUUUAUUCAGUUGUAAAAUGUUACACUCCUAAAUUAUAACACUGCAUGCAAACCAGCUUGAAACGGUGAAGAGAGAAAAUCAACUUUGCAUUUUGACAGUUAUAUCUUUUUAAGUUUGUGGAUGAAAUCAAAAGAUAAAUCCAUUCGUUCAUAAACCGGGUUUUGGUAUCCAUUUUUUUUAAUAAACAUGUCAAAAAAAUUUAAAAAGCCAAAAACCCUGUGCAUCUUUGGUUUCCUUUACACUACAAAUGUCAAGAAAAGUGGUCUUUAUGAAAAACUGUAGUAUAUGUAAAAUAAAUACUUAUAGAAAAUUGAAA